This is a messenger RNA of Ilex paraguariensis (yerba mate), 603 nucleotides long. Lineage: Eukaryota; Viridiplantae; Streptophyta; Magnoliopsida; Aquifoliales; Aquifoliaceae. The record is from the annotation of a GenBank genome assembly.
AUGGUGUUGAUGUUAAAGAGCUCGAAGAACAGUCUUACGGCAACUUCAAUGGGGGAAGAACUGGAAUCAGAACCUUUGCAGCAUAUGAUAUCAGGCAGUCCUUGCAGCAUGUUGUCGUCCCCAUUUCAAUUGAAACCACAGCUUCGAGACAUGUUCACUGAUUCGAACAGCCGUAGUAAACCGGUUGGGGACGUAAUCAACUUAAGAGGUAAAUGCACCAAUCAUCAUAUGAUGGAAGCUUGUUUUAGUGGAGAAAAUGAUAUAGUAAGUGGCAUCAUGGUAGAAACCGCCCACCAUAGCAUCCCACAGGUCUGCAACAGUACUGAGUUGAGCCAAAAGCGGCAAAGCUUUAAUCUUGAUGAGCUAUUAGGACAUUAUUCACCUCCCGGGCCUCCUUUCAGUAGUCCUGGUCAGAAUGAGGAGGAUGAUAAAGACACUAUGGUUCAUCAGAGCCGGAUUUCUUGGCAAUUCAAUCAUUCCAAACUUACAAACUUAGCCAACGGGAUUGGAUCAAAGACCCAGAAACCUAAUGCCAAGAAGGCAAAGAGCCCGGAACUAUGCCGAAGCAUGAUUCCUAAACUAAACCCUUCACCAGAAAAUUGA